AUGCAAAGUCAAAUCAUGACCUAUACCAAAUUCGUGAGAACCACCAUGUUACGAGUGGCCAACAAGGAAACUGCUGCCGAACAAGCCAAAUACUUUAAACAUGUCAUUGAUUUUCAUGGAUUAAAGGCUCCCAUUCUGGACAAGUGUUGGAAGGAAUCGCUCCGAGAGCCUUUGCAAACGAAAUUUCCAAACGUUUCCGAUCAAUUAAAAGUUGCCUAUGAAUUGAUGAAGAGUAAAUACUUUGAGGAGAAGAAUGUUGGAAUUAAGAUACUGGCAGGAAAUGUCUCAAAGAUUAUUCCAAAACGAAAGAAGAAAAAGAAUGAUGGAGAGAAGAAUUCCGACGACGAUGAAUUGAAUGGUCUAAAGGUCAUUACAGAUCUUGAUGAGCAAGUGUUUCAAGAUGAACAUGUUUAUGAUUGGGGAACUUGUGAUUCAUUGAGUUCUCAAGUCAUUUGUGAAUUAAUCAAGAGAGACUCAUCAUUGGGGCAAGUAGUACAGCAAUGGAAAGACUCUUCAAAUUUAUGGCAACAAAGAAGUGCUUGUGUGAGUUUUGUGAAAAUUGCCAAACACGGAGAAUUUAAUGACAUUAUCUUGGAUAUUUGCAAAACUACUGUUCAAAAUAAGGAGCGAUUUGUGCAGUUAGGUACCGGAUGGGUUUUGAGAGAAUUGAGUUUGGCAGAUUUAGAUGCAGUGACAAAUUUCAUCAAACAAAAUUAUUCACAUUUCAGUCGAGAAGGACUGCGAUAUGCUAUUGAAAAGAUGGAUUCCAAGUUGAGUGCGAAAUUGUUGGCCUAUAGUCCUUCUGACAGCAGUAGCGAAGAAGAAAUGGAGAAUCAAGAUGAAGAAGAAUAA
Molecule: messenger RNA, 852 nt
Organism: Naegleria fowleri
Lineage: Eukaryota; Heterolobosea; Eutetramitea; Acrasida; Naegleriidae
Exons: 4
Coding region: 1-852 (283 amino acids)
Source: RefSeq, a predicted model, not a curated record